AGCAAACCAGUUAAAGUCAAGAUAUCUGGGGAUGGAGCAAGAAUGACCAGAAACUCCAUUUUCAUUUUACUGGGUUUUGCAUUUUUGCACUUUUGCAAGCUAGAGAUGAUGGGAAUCACACAAUCCCCAUUGUGAAGGGGAAGGAAGACUACCAAACAUUGCAAAUAUCCUUCGCAAAUGUCUUCCAGGACAUUAAUUUUGUAACAAAUGAAAAGAAAAUUGCAAGCCAUGAGAUAACAGUAGAUCUUGAAUUUUUAUUGGAGGUGAUUACAAGUUUAUUUUACUUAGGAUGGGUUUAAAGGGAGCAACAUCACAUUAUGCAUGUGCAUGGUGCAAGCUACAUGAAGAUGACCAUUGGAAUAUGGAAUUUGAAUUAAACUAUUACCAGUCUGCCUAG
Messenger RNA from Pocillopora meandrina, 397 nucleotides. NCBI's taxonomy places the organism in Eukaryota, Metazoa, Cnidaria, Anthozoa, Scleractinia, Pocilloporidae. The record is from the annotation of a GenBank genome assembly.